Molecule: messenger RNA, 476 nt
Organism: Cynocephalus volans (Philippine flying lemur)
Lineage: Eukaryota; Metazoa; Chordata; Mammalia; Dermoptera; Cynocephalidae
Gene: RETN
Product: resistin
Exons: 4
Coding region: 73-405 (110 amino acids)
Cellular component (GO): extracellular region
Molecular function (GO): hormone activity
Source: RefSeq, a predicted model, not a curated record
CAGAGCUGUGGCACAGGAAUUUGUGCGUCUGCCAGAUUUGGCCCGCCGAGUCCUCCGAGUGGCCCCCGCAGGAUGAAGGUUCUCUUCCCCCUCCUCCUCCCUGUCCUGGGGCUGCUGGUGUCCAGCAAGUCACUGUGUCCAGUGGAUGAAGCCAUCAAUAUGAAAAUCCAGGAGGGCACCAGCUACCAAAUUUCUGAGGCAAUGAGAAAAAUUGGCUUGGACUGCCGGACUGUCACCUCCAGGGGCGACCUGGCCACCUGCCCCGCAGGCUUCGCCGUCACCGGCUGCACGUGUGGCUCUGCCUGUGGCUCGUGGGACGUGCGUGCCGAGACUACCUGCCACUGCCAGUGCUCGGGCAUGGACUGGACUGGAGCGCGCUGCUGUCGCCUGCAGGACACCGCCUGAGGUCGCGCGUGCGCCGCGCGGGAGGGGCCAGGCCUGCUGGGGGGGCAGGGCUGGAAAUAAACCAGGAGCUG